AUGAAACAAAGCGAACAGGUUGUUCUUGCAUCCUAAUAGCCUGGAUUGAUAGAUACGUCAACUAAAAGAUUGAUAUCCAAAUCCUCUUCUUAAUUUUAAUCACCUUCUUUUUAACAACCGGUUGUUACAAGACGCAUACAUAGGAAAUUAGUACCAAUGGAUGGUGAGGCUGAGGAAACUGUUGUUUAACCUAUUCAACCUCCUCCUUAACCAAUUGUCCAUCCUGUUCAAUAAAUGAUUUGGCCAGUUGCAGUUUAAUUUAAUGAAGAUGAUGCAUUAGCAAAAAUUAGAGAAGAAAAAAUGUUGGCACUUCUUGAACGAUAGUCUGAAAUGCUUACAAAUUUACUAUAGAAGUAUAAAAGAUUGGAAGAGGAAUAAACAAAUAAAAUAUAAAGGAGAAUAAAAGAACUGGAAAGAGAAAAUGAAGAAAUUUGGUAAAGGAGAAGAUAGAAUUAUUUGAUAUACAAUGUCUCUUAAUCAGUAGAUUAAAAAUUAAAGGAAUUUAAUGAAUUUCAAAUGCGCCCAUUUUUGGACUAAGGUUAGCCUGUUCUUUUAAAGCCAAUUCAUUAGGAUGAUCGACUAUUUUUUGACAAGAAAAAGAAGAAACCAAAGCCUAAGAAAGUAGUUGAAGUUGAUGAUGGACUGGUUCAAGACCCAGAUACAGGAGAAUUAUGGGAUCCAAAAACUGGAGAAGUUGUACAACAAUCCCUUCCUUAAUUACCAUAUUGA
Messenger RNA from Paramecium tetraurelia, 729 nucleotides. RefSeq lists its product as uncharacterized. The transcript has 2 exons. Lineage: Eukaryota; Ciliophora; Oligohymenophorea; Peniculida; Parameciidae. The record is from RefSeq and is a predicted model, not a curated record.